GCAAAAGGCCUCUGAAUUUCGAUCUUAAGUCAUAAAGCACAAGUCCACACCUUAGCUCCGUGAUUGCAACGUCAAAAACUCUAGGCGGACCUUUCAAAUCCACCAUAACUACCACCGCCAGAAUGUCAUCAACAAACGCCGCAAAAUCAUGGUUGCAAUCCCUAAGACGCUACAUAAAAGCGCCAUGGCAGAUCACAGGUCCGUGUGCAUCGCCUGAGUACAAGUCGGCGGUGCCAAGGGCGACGGAGUACCGUCUCUUCUGCCCCGCCACCAUCCCCCAGGAAGCGAUUGUCCCAUCUUCCAACCCCGAUACGGUGUUCGACAUCAAGUACUUUCCUCGAGACCAGCGUCGCAACCGCCCCGCCAUCCGCCGUACCGUCCUGAAGAAGGCCGAUGUUGAGAAGAUGAUGGCAGAGAAAACCUUUCAGCCUUCUGAUUACCCUAUCCCUUAUUUGACGGCUACUAUUGAGGAGGAUAUGAAUACUCACGGUGGUGGCUACCAGUAAUAGGGAUCUCAGUAAAUUGGGGGAGCAGCUUGAUCGUUCUGUUGACGGCAAAUUUGAGCUUGGGAGGAAGAAGCUGAACUUCUUUUGAAAAUUUUCCUGUAGUAGAACUGAUGAUGAUUAUCAUUGAACCGAAUUUUUUCCUGAAACUAUUGUACCCACUUCAGUGUGCGGAGAAUUUGUAAAUCCGCUAUUAUUAGUGGUUAUUUUAUGCAUGAAUAAUCGUGAUGUAUGGCUUUUCUGAUAAACCAACCCUCCCCCCCUUUAAGAAGUAGGGAUCUUCCCUUUUUCAA
This is a messenger RNA of Spinacia oleracea (spinach), 796 nucleotides long. RefSeq lists its product as uncharacterized. Lineage: Eukaryota; Viridiplantae; Streptophyta; Magnoliopsida; Caryophyllales; Amaranthaceae. The record is from RefSeq and is a predicted model, not a curated record. The coding region runs from base 123 to 506 and encodes 127 amino acids. The transcript has 2 exons.